GCUCUCGGAUCUCUUUGAUGGCGUCGUCGGCGAAGCUAACAGCAUCUCGAUCUCCGUCUCCGACUCGGACUCCGACGAGUCGGCGGGAAGGAAGGGUGGCCGAUUCCGCCGGAAGCGCAGGGACCGGCGGUGGCGUGGGAAAGAUGAGCUAUUCCGACGAACACUUCGACGGGCUAUGAGAUGGUGGCCGUUGCUGCUCUUCAUUCCGGCGAUUUCUCUUCUCUUCUUCGAGGCCUCUAGGCUCUCCGUGAAGCCCAAGGUGGAGGUUAGCUCGACGCAUAGGCUAGUCACGGGCGGAGGCCGGUGGCAACCUCAACCGGGUGAAUCCGAUGACCAGAGUCGUCAAUGGAGUCAGAGUGGACUAAAUUUUCCAUUUACCAGCUUGUUUGGCAAUUCUUCCUCCUGAAAAAAUUCAACACCUAGAGUUCCCUCAGUCCUCAGAACAUGAUUUUCAUGUGAAGAAGGUGGUAUAUAAAUCAGAUCCUGAUUUAUCUGAGAGUAGAGGCAAUACCGCAAUGCUACCAGCUUAUUUUGGAGGCACAAGAUUCAAUUUAUUCACUGGAAACCAAACUUUUUAUGAGAGAGAAGAAAGUUUUAAGGUAAAUGAAACUGCUGUGGUGCAUUGUGGUUUCUACAGUGAAAAAGGAGGGUUCAAGUUAUCUGAUGACGACAAAAAGUACAUGCAAGGCUGCCAAGUGGUUGUUUCUACGUGUUCAUUUGGUGGAGGAGAUGAUCUCUAUCAACCGAUUGGGAUGACAAAGGCAUCACUGGAGAAGGUCUGCUAUGUGGCAUUCUGGGAUGAAAUCACUCUUGCAGCUCAAGAAGCGGAGGGAAACAUUAUUGGAGAUGAUCAUUUGAUUGGUAAAUGGCGAAUCGUGGUUGUUGAGGAUCUUCCUUUCUCAGAUCAAAGGCUGAAUGGUAAAAUCCCCAAGAUGUUGAGUCACCGUCUUUUUCCUCGAGCAAGGUAUUCCAUAUGGAUAGAUUCAAAAUCUCAGUUCCGGCGAGAUCCACUAGGAGUUCUUGAAGCGCUUCUUUGGCGUACAAAUUCCAUCCUUGCCAUUUCUGAACAUGGAGCAAGAAGUAGCAUAUAUGACGAGGGAAAGGCUGUCGUCAAGAAAAACAAAGCAACUCCAGAAGAAGUAGAAAUACAGCUGAAUCAAUACCGAUUAGACGGCAUGCCCGACCAGAAAAGAUUCAAGGGAAAGAAAGCUUUGGCUGAAGCUUCCAUCAUUGUGAGGGAACACACACCAUCGACGAAUCUUCUCAUGUGUCUUUGGUUCAACGAAGUAGUUCGGUUCACCUCACGAGAUCAACUCAGCUUCCCUUAUGUUCUCCGCCGUCUGGACGUGCCCGGAAUCAAUAUGUUUCCAGUGUGCGCUCGCAAAGAUCUUGUUAAUAGUAUGGGACAUAAGCGAAAAGUGAAGCCUCUUGUAAGAUCAACCAUUUGAAGGUUGAAGCUCUCUUGUAUAAUUUACACUCUUUGAUUCAUUUGCAGGUGCUUGUUUGAUGUAA
Dioscorea cayenensis subsp. rotundata (Guinea yam) is the source of this 1512-nucleotide messenger RNA. RefSeq lists its product as uncharacterized. The transcript has 6 exons. Lineage: Eukaryota; Viridiplantae; Streptophyta; Magnoliopsida; Dioscoreales; Dioscoreaceae. The record is from RefSeq and is a predicted model, not a curated record. The coding region runs from base 516 to 1448 and encodes 310 amino acids.